CACCAUUCAUCAAUCCUGGAGAUUCUACAGUCCGGUCUGGUGAGAUAGACGCUGGUCUUCUACUCGCCGACCUCCUCCUGUCUACCCCUCAUUCUUCCCCUCAGCUCAACCCCACCAAACCCCCAGAUGGCGGACGCCUUCCCCCAGGCCCUGGCGGGGCCUUCCUCAAAGGAGAGGAAGUACGACCGACAGCUUCGUCUAUGGGCCGCCAGUGGACAGCAGUCUCUGGAGGAAUCCCGCGUGCUACUUGUCAAUUCGGAUGGUCCGUGGGGCAAGCAGAGCACCGGAGUCACAGGCGUAGUCGGCGUCGAGACGUUGAAGAACCUCGUACUUCCGGGAAUUGGAGGCUUCACCAUUGUUGAUCCUGCGAUGGUGACCGAACCUGAUCUCGGAUUGAAUUUCUUCCUGGAAGAGGACAGUCUAGGCAAGUCUCGGGCAGAGGAAACGUGUCGCUUGCUACGGGAACUGAACCCGGACGUAGAGGGAAGCUCUCAUGCAAAGCCGAUAGCAGAGAUCGUGAAAGAAGAUCCAGACUUCAUUUCGCGACAUCAGCUGGUGUUGAUCUCAGGCCCCAUCCAACGGUCUUCACUAAACAUGCUCUGCACCGCCGCGAAAGACAACGGCAUCCCUGUCCUGUACACGCGGUCUGUUGGCUUCACGUCGACUUUCUCAUUACAGCUCCCGGAUGUCUUCCCCAUAGUGGAGACACACCCCGACCCCGAAACCACCCAGGAUUUGCGACUGCUCAACCCCUGGACGGAGCUGGACAUGGCUGGGGCGCGCGUAAUGAAUCUAGAGAGCCUAGACGAUCAUGAGCACGGUCACGUCCCGUACAUCCUCCUCCUUCUCCACUACCUGCAAAAGUGGAAGCAAUUGCACAAUGGUGCCGUUCCAUCUAACUACAAGGAGAAGACCGAAUUCCGAGAUAUGGUGCGGUCAGGCGCACGAACGAACAAUCCAGAAGGCGGGGAAGAAAACUUUGACGAGGCUGUGGCGGCAGUAUUGAAGUCCCUGAAUCCGUUCAGCCUGCGCAGUUCCCUCCGCGAGAUAUUCGAAAUGGACGAAUGCAAGAACCUGCGACAAGACUCGGCCGAGUUCUGGAUCAUUGCAGCGGCGAUCCACGACUUUUACAAGAAAGAUAACCUGCUCCCCUUGUCGGGCUCAUUGCCGGAUAUGAAAGCCCAGUCGGCAGACUACAUUGCACUCCAGAACAUCUACAAAACGAAAGCACGAAAGGACAUCGAAGAGGUCGUGGGACUCGUCCGAUCGAUCGAAGCCCGGCUCGGUCCACGCCCAGUUGAGAUUUCCGAGAAGGAUAUCGAAAUCUUCUGCAAGAACGCCUCCCACGUCAAGGUCAUCCACGGCCGAAACAUCCCCCGGCUCGACGGCGACGCGCGGACCACAAAGAUCAUCAAAAACAACCUGACCAAUUCCGACUCCAUCAUCCCGCUGUUCCUCGCCUUCCAGAUCCUCGACGACAUCGUGACAGACAUCCAACAAGGCAAUGCCCCGGACGAGUCCCUGGACGACGACGCCGUGUGGAACACCCACAUCGACCGCGCCAUCGGGGUGAUCACCAGCGACAGCCCCGCUGACGUUGACGAGGAGGCGCGCGAGCGGAUCGUGCAAGCAACACAGGAGCUCCGGCGGACGGAAGGCGGAGAGCUUCACAACACCUCGGCUCUAACGGGUGGACUGGUCGCGCAGGAGGCGCUCAAGGUGAUCACGAGGCAGUACGUGCCGCUGGACAACACGUGUAUCUUUGAUGGUGUGCGCAGCCGCAGCGAGAUGUUCAAGUUGUGAGAUUACC
Molecule: messenger RNA, 1810 nt
Organism: Aspergillus candidus
Lineage: Eukaryota; Fungi; Ascomycota; Eurotiomycetes; Eurotiales; Aspergillaceae
Product: NEDD8-activating enzyme E1 regulatory subunit
Exons: 2
Coding region: 127-1803 (558 amino acids)
Biological process (GO): protein neddylation
Cellular component (GO): cytoplasm
Molecular function (GO): NEDD8 activating enzyme activity
Source: RefSeq, a predicted model, not a curated record